Messenger RNA from Xiphias gladius (swordfish), 3078 nucleotides. RefSeq names its product RING finger protein 122-like. Bases 1077 to 1547 code for a protein of 156 amino acids. Gene Ontology annotation, molecular function: ubiquitin protein ligase activity; zinc ion binding. The record is from RefSeq and is a predicted model, not a curated record. Gene Ontology annotation, biological process: protein ubiquitination. The transcript has 7 exons. NCBI's taxonomy places the organism in Eukaryota, Metazoa, Chordata, Actinopteri, Istiophoriformes, Xiphiidae.
CAGCGAAUCACAUGAGCAGGGAUCUGUUUACAAACUGAGAGCUGAAGAGGAGAAGUGGAGAAGAGAGAGGAGGAAGAAGAGAAGAGGAGAGUUAAUGCGAGAAGAAAAUAUAAGAAAAGAGAGGAGAGCCUGAAUCGGAAGUAACAUUAGCUGCAUUGUCUUCCUGUACUUCAUACCUCCCUGUGUUCUGUGCUCAGAGCAGGGGAAGAGAUGAGGAGCUACUUUCCACAGGAACACUACUGAGGCUGCCUGCCUGGCUGCCUGGUUGGCUGGCCGUGCUGCCGGGGAACCCAUCCAUGUUCUUGCCUUUGUCCCUCCAUAAUUGACCACGGCAGGUUUUCACAGCCAGAGAGGAGAAGGAAAGCAACAUGGAGAUCUAAAAAGAGAGGAAAAAGGAGAGAGAAGAAAGUAAGAGAGAAGAGAAAAGAAGAGAAGGAAGGGAGGGAGAGCCUCGUGACAAUGUUUUGAAGAGGAGACAAAGCAAAAAAGCAAGGAGUGUGCUUGACCAGAGGUUCAUAGCCAGAGUGCUGGACAGGAUUUGGAGUAUAUUUCCUCAUAUUUCCUUUUAUUGUCAGUGACAUUGGUGUAUUUUCAUCCACAACGCUCACAGGUUAAUCUCCAAGACUGUUUUCUCUGUCAUGCAGAGGGAAGACACAAAGGAAUAUUAAGAUUUUUUUUCUCUGACACAUUUACAGUUGUUGAGGUGUCUAAUCUCAAUUAAUGUGGAUGUUUGUAUCAUAUUUUUUGACAGUAAAUCAUCCCUGCUUACUCAAUAAUCACUGUUCAGUUGACCAGCUGCUCAUUGGGCUGAUGUCUUCUUGAGGAACAGGGAGUCUCUAAUCAGGUCCGCUUACUCCAGACCACAAAGAUUUAAAUCACUGCACGUCCUCUCUAUCGACUAUCUGGGCAAUCUAGUCUGAACUUAAAAGGUAGUGGACACAAAAGCCACAACUGAUCCUUUCUUUUUCCCUUAAAAAAACUUCAGAAAAGUUGCGGAAAGUUUGUGAGUUUGUGACAUUGGAGAAGUAACAACUUUUCACCUUUUUCGCCUUGCCAUCCAAACAUCGGCACAUUUGAUGAAUUCUGUCCAAUGGUGUAACGCGACUCUUUGUGGCCUUGGACUGCAGAACUCCAGCCUCUACUGCAAGAUGACAUCUGAAGAGCUCUUCCACCUGCCGCUGAACAUCUACAUCAUCAUCCUGGGCAUUGGCCUCUUCAUCCUCAUGCUCAGCCUCAUCUUCUGCUGCUACCUGUUCAGACUGAGGCGACAAAGUGCAAGAGAACAGUAUGGCUACAGUGAGGUUGUUUUGAAAGGAGCGGGGAAGAAACUGAGCCUUCUUGGUCAAACAUGUGCGGUGUGUUUAGAAGAGUUCCGCAGCAGGGAUGAGCUUGGAGUGUGCCCAUGUUCCCAUGCUUUUCACAAGAAGUGUCUGCUAAAAUGGUUAGAAAUCCGCAGUGUCUGCCCUAUGUGCAACAAGCCCAUUUGUCGCAUCCAGCCUGGCCCCCCACAAGCAUCCGAGCGGCCGCAAAGUCUCCUGGAGGUCUGAGAGGGGAAUCCACAACUUAAGAGCCUGGAGCUUGGAAAGAGGAAGAUUCAACCACCAGACAACACCAGCUUUGAAGAUAUCACAACCUGCUUUGGCUCAUUGAUGCCCCAGAUUUGAUGGCAAAAGCAGACUAUAAUGACAGAUGCGCAGUUGUGGAAAAGAGGACAGUUACAAUGAAAAUAACCAGAGAGUCCUGUUGGAUUUAACAAAAUAGGACGAUUGUAUACUAUCAAGAUACAGGGUUGUGUGUAUUCUGGCUGUAAUCUUCCAGUGUCUCACAGUCAAUCAACUCCAUCCCACAGUAUGUUGCCAAGCUGAAUGAAGGUUGUGAAGCCCUAAAUGGCAAGACAGCUGAGUCAUAUAGGACUUUGUAGAAAAGACAACUACAUGCUGUCACAUGCCUGAUCAGCUAGAACUAAGGGUCCAGAGGUGACUCAACCACGAAAAUAACACACAUACAAAUAUAUACAUGGUUUUUAAGUUAUAUUCAAUAAACUGUUUUGUAUCAUAAUUCGCUUUCAAUAAAGGGUAUAGUAACACUUUGACUGUCAUUUGUUGGUAGAUAGUUGGAUGUCAUUGAUGCUGGUGAGACAGAACUGGACCAACCAUUCUUCAAUGGAAUCUUAGCUCCCAGUGUCUAUAAAUUGCUCUGUACUGUAGUGAUAUAAAUAGACACACUGCACUGAUAUGAAGAGCCUGUUUGAGCUGGUGCCUUUUCUGAGUGAGGUGCCCCAUAAACAUCCUUCUCUGUGUCAGAAUACUGUGUAAAUUGUAAAUGUUUUAGAAACACUUUCUGACUUAAGAAAAAAAAAUAUAUCCAAUGUUUUGAUAAAGUCAUUGUGAUCCAAGUCUUUUUUCUAGUUUUGCUACAUGGUGAUACCUAAAGCUGUUUAUUUGUAUAUUGCCAUUGUAUAUAUGGAAAAGUUAUACAACUGUGCUGUUGGUGCCCUAGCUUUGCUUUAGGUGGGUUGGAUUUGGUUGAUCUUACUAAACGUGUAUGUAUGUGACUGAGUAUGUACAAUAUAAUCACAAUAUUAUCACAGAUAAGGUGCCAUGUCUAAUAUACUGUAUAAAUGUGCCCAAAAAAAAUUUUUAUUUUCAUACCUAAAUUUAAAAUAGGUUGCUUUUCUAAUGAAAUUCAGUAGGCUGUAAGCUGCCAGGCAUAAUGCUGCCCUCCGUAGUUUAUUUUUAUACUUUUCAGCCUCUACGGAUGGCAACGUUGCUCUGUAGGUUGGUCAGUCUGUUGGUCCUCCACUUUGGUCCAGAUCGAAAUAUCUCAGCAAUGAUUGGAUUGCCAUUAAAUGUUGUAAAUACAUUCAUGGUUCCCGCAAGAUGAAUCCAAUUGACGCUGGCGAUCCGCUGACUUUUCAUAUAGCACCACGAGCAAGACCAAAUCCUCACUUGUCCAGUGAAAUAUCUCAACAUCUACUAGAUGGACUGCCAUAAAUAUUGUGCAGACAUUUAUGGUCCCUGGAAGAUGUAUCCUAAUGACUUUGCAUCUAGCACCAUCAUCAGCUGGUUAGAAUUUUAU